ACCAAUGGAAACUUUAUGGGGUAGGAGCUUUGCACAUGCGCGUAGCAGUCCUUGGUGCCAGCGGCGAUUGGCUCUACACAGCAUAUAACUGUGUCUUUUAAUUCGGUGCCACACUAGUCAAACGAAGCCAAUUCGCGUGGAUAUGGAAGGUUAGGUUGGGCCACUUCCUCCAGGGAAGAGAUUAGAGACGACUCCUCGAGUAGAGGAGAGAGAGCUGGGUCUUGAGAAGAGGUAAGAGUAAGAGUGUGGAGAAGGUUCAGGGACUAGAAGACAACUCUUGAAGCUCUCAAUGUUAGUGAGCGAGUGAAUGACUCCAACGAGCGACCAGACUAAGCAACAACAUCGAGACCAACAGGUGAAUCCUAACCCACCAUAGAGACAACAGCUGUGGUAGCAACAGAAGAUUCGUGGAAUCAGAACACAUUGAACGGAACGAGAAACGGAAGACUGGCGUCUUUAUACACUCAGAUGUGCCUGGUAGGGUCGGGCGCACCUUGGUACAAGCUCCAGCAGCACCCACAGCAAAAGAAGCAGUCAGCUUAGAUAUGGCUGGAUGGCGAGGGGUAAACGUGGCUACCAUUACAGAAGAAGACGUCAUAGGGGAAGAGAUUGGUGAGGAUGGCAUGGUGGGGUUGGUGGCCACGGAUCUGGAGAAGACAGAACUGAAGGACAGUGGUGAUGACCCACCAGCAGAGAGCGACACCCCAGGCGAGGCUGAUGGACACACUGCUCGUCCAGUGUCGUUUGAGCGUCCCAGCAGCUUGGUGGAGAACGAGGAUGUGGACGUCUCGAGCAACAACUCCAUCCUGAGCGCCAUCACCUUCGAGAGCGACAGUAAUACCUUUCCAGGGACCUCCGGGAAAUCCAGGACCUCGUCCGCAUCCUCGAGUUGGUCCUCGUCCCCUACGCCUCCACCUGCGUCUCCUGUCAAGAGAGCCUUCACCAGGAGAAGCAGUCGGGCUUCGGGAUUCACGUUGAAUCUCUCCGACAAGUUCGUGACGGAGCUGACGAUGUACGACCCUUGUGUGGGCGCCGUUCAGGGCUCCAGCAUCUCUCUGGGCAUCUUUUUGGCCACCGACCAGGUGAUGGGAGAUCACUUUGUUUACAAGGUGUCUCCAGUCUCCCCCCUCGCUGUCCUCAAGAUGAAGCCUCAGGACAGACUAAUAAAACUCAAUGACUUGAGCCUUGAAGGCUGGUCCCAUCGGAGCGUCCUGGCCUUCGUCAGGAACCUUCCCCUUGCCUGCGUCUCCGGCCAGGUCACCCCCGACACCGUAGUGGACUUCCGACUGUGUCUGGAAUUACGAAGAACCGGCAAGAAUGUCAGAUCACCUGACGAAGCCCCAGUCAACAAGAAGCUCGAUGUUAGCAUCAGGAUUAAGAAAAAACGAGCGUCUGUAAUGUGGGUACAGGAGCGGGAGGCGCAAGUACAGUAUCGUGGAAGCAUCACUAGGAAGCUGCGACUAAGAGGAGAUUUACCUCUGUAUCUCACCACCACCUCGCACCCCAACACUGCUGUCACCAGCCUCAGUGUAGGCUCCCAGGAGGGUGCUGAUAGCCCAGCUUGCUUCCUUAUGCACACGUUCGACAUGGCACCGUUCCCAGCAGAGGGAGGAGAGGUGGUAGUGAUCGAGACUCCUGGCAGUAAGGGCCAUCUCCACGCCCUCACGUACACCGAUUUGGCUCUUAUGCACGACCCGGCGUCGGAUGUGAGGAGUCUGACGCAGGCCGACGUACGGUUUUUUCUCCUCCAUAGCGUUAAAGGUAGCAGCCACUUCAGGAUAAAGCAUCUUCAUACAGGACGCUUCGUGUCGGCCACUCCGGAGAAGAUCUCGCUGGUGGAGAGGCCAGACGAUGCUGAUCUCUCAGAAACCACGUUAUUUGAGGUCUUUGACUGCCAGACUUAAAUCCGGCGGUCGACACCAACCAGCCCUAAGCCAAUCGGUUGUCACCAAUCAGCCCUGAACCUGUUGGCCGUCUCCUUGCCAGACCUAACACAGCAGCCUGUGGCCAGCGUCAAUGCAGUCUUGACUACAAUGAGGCCCCGGGUCGUCUGAGGUGGCCACCAUUUUGACCAAAACAUGAAGUUGCUAGCAGCCUUAUACGAGUGACUUUGUGCUCCAUAACUCUGUCAUCAAAUGGCUUUUGAAUUGUCAUCCUUAAUACUAUAAUGGUGAAAGUCGAGCUAUAAUUGAUAUAUGAUGGACCAAGGAUACGAGCACAACUCUCUCUCUCUCUUUAUAUAUAUAUAUAUAUAUAUAUAUAUAUAUAUAUAUAUA
Messenger RNA from Procambarus clarkii (red swamp crayfish), 2276 nucleotides. RefSeq lists its product as uncharacterized. The record is from RefSeq and is a predicted model, not a curated record. Gene Ontology annotation, molecular function: protein binding. NCBI's taxonomy places the organism in Eukaryota, Metazoa, Arthropoda, Malacostraca, Decapoda, Cambaridae.